Caenorhabditis sp. 36 PRJEB53466 is the source of this 219-nucleotide messenger RNA. The record is from the annotation of a GenBank genome assembly. NCBI's taxonomy places the organism in Eukaryota, Metazoa, Nematoda, Chromadorea, Rhabditida, Rhabditidae.
AUGGCCGAAAACAGUCAACAACUGAUCGAGAAACUAGAAAGCCAGAUCAGGCGUCUGGAGAUGAUGGCCAACAAGAACAUGGAGCGAACCGUCUAUUUGACGGAAGAAAUGCUCACAUUGAGCAAAGAGAUUGCUGCGGCCGAUCUAAACGAUGAAAGGAAAAAAAAUUUGGCCCUGAAGAAGAAGUUGGCGACGGCGCAUGGCCACACAGGGAUCUAG